This is a messenger RNA of Exserohilum turcica Et28A, 1143 nucleotides long. RefSeq lists its product as uncharacterized. The transcript is spliced from 2 exons. NCBI's taxonomy places the organism in Eukaryota, Fungi, Ascomycota, Dothideomycetes, Pleosporales, Pleosporaceae. The record is from RefSeq and is a predicted model, not a curated record. Bases 1 to 1143 code for a protein of 380 amino acids. Gene Ontology annotation, molecular function: protein binding.
AUGUCCUCGAUACAGUCCCUGACGUCCUUCAGGCUCCAUCUGCCUCCCAGCUGCAUCGAGUUCUUUCCGCUUAACCCGCAGUAUGCCGUCAUUGGCACGUACAAUCUUGAAAACCCCGACGACAAAGAAGCCGCUGGAAGCGCACCCCACGAUGGCAAAGUCAGUGCCAAGAACCAGCAGCGCAACGGCAGUUUGAUCUUGGUCAAGAUAGAUGGCGACAAUGUCAACAUUGUCCGAACCCUGGCCACCCCAUCGGCCGUCCUGGACAUCCACUUCCUGACGCACGUCACCAGCUCAAACUUUGGCGUGGCAACGUCGACCGGGGCUUUCUCCAUCUACGAGCUGCAGUCGUGGCAGAGAAACCCUCAUAUCAGCCACAUCAAGACCAUUCAAUACUUUCCCGAGGAUAUACUCAUCACUGCCUUUUCGUGGCAUCCAGAGUCCUUCAUGGUCGGCAUGACACUCUCAAACGGACAAGUAUGCCUUGGUGUAAUCGACUCUGAGAGCCAAGAUGAUGCCCCUACUAAGCUCCAAGUUGCCUCGCAUGAUCUGGAAGCUUGGACUCUAGCCUUCCUCCCUGAUGGCUCUGGAAUCCUUUCUGGGGGUGACGAUAGCGCGCUCCGCUUUGCUGAACUGUCUGACGGCUCAGGAGGAAGCGUGCCUUGGAUGGACGGGAAAAUCCAUGGAGCGGGUGUCACUGCUAUCCUUCCUGUACAUCUAGAUAGCCAGGGUUGCCUGCUUGUCACUGGUAGCUACGACGACCACAUUAGGAUUGUUCACGUGCCUAUAUCUGGUCGCAGGCAGGUCCUUGCAGACACUAACCUUGGAGGCGGAGUGUGGCGCCUCAAGCUCCUUGAUCGGAAUCCUAAGCUGCCGGCCCAUCACCGAGUGGAGAAGUGGCGGUCAGAACCUCCUCCAGAAGCUAUCCUGCUACUUGUCAGCUGUAUGCAUGCUGGAGCUAAAAUCGUGAAGCUUACCAAGAAUGCAUCCAAGGAUUGGCAAAUCGAGGUCCUGGCCAAGUUUGAGGAACACGAGAGCAUGAAUUAUGGAAGCGAUUGCCAGCCAGAUGUCAAUAGCCAAGGCCAGCGGACGUUCAUAUCUACCAGCUUCUAUGAUCGCCGAUUGUGCCUAUGGAGAUAUUAA